UCCUUAAAUAUAAAAAUUGACUGUAAACAAGUGUUAGUGCGCACUAGUGCAAGCAACCGAGUUCGCUAUUAGAUUCAGUUGGGGUUUUUUUUUUCCAUAAAUGGAAAUGGAGAAAUAGAUGGAGAUAUCGAACGCCACAACGUUAGAAGAAAAAGACGUGUCCCGAUGUAAAUGGCGGAAUCCGUUCUGUUUGGCGACACACGUGCUCGCGUUUACGAUGACGCGCUUGUCAGUUCGGUACUCGGUAGUACGUAUAGCUUGCGGUGCGACUUGUGUGUCUGUACGCGGUCGAAAGAGACGAGAGGAGCAAGGAGAGAUGUAAAACUCUCUCGAAAUUGUUGGCGUAUAUAAGCAACGAAUGUUAUGCGAUAACUAGAUUUGGUGUUUUGCUGUUUAUUUGCAAAACAAGGGAGACAUGGCUGGUAUCAGCAAUAGGACACUCUUGCGUAGUAUCAAUCCACAUCUAAUCUGUCUACUAUGCAGGGGCUACCUUAUAGAUGCCACAACCGUAGUAGAGUGUUUACACUCCUUUUGUAGAAGCUGCAUCGUCAAGUAUCUCAAUAAUGCAGCGCAUUGCCCGACAUGCAAACAUACAAUCAACAAGGCGAAGCCAAAUAUUAAAGCUGACAAGACGUUACAAGAGGUCGUGUAUAAAUUGGUGCCCGGGUUAUACCAUAAGGAAAUGCUGAAAAGGAGAGAAUUUUACAAGAAGCAUCCCGAACACGCAAGCUCGGCAACGCUGGAACAGCGCGGCGAGGAUGUAAGCGGACGUUUAAUAUUUAAUCCAGAGGAUGUAGUGAGUUUGAGUUUGGAGUACUUGCCGCCGGGAGCAGAUGCAUUGUCCGUAUUGAGUAACAACGACAUGGAUACAAGCAACUCGAACAAUGCCAACAGUACUAACGAUAGUAACAGUAAUUACAACGGCAAUAUCGCUAACAGAAGGUAUUUGCAAUGUCCAGCUCUGGUAACUGUGGCACACCUCAAGAAAUUUAUAGCGAUGAAAUAUAGCGUUGACAUGACGAGAUACUCGAUCGAGAUUUGUCAUCGACGCGCGACACUUCCCGAAAACUGGACUCUUAUGGACGUCGCUUAUAUUUAUGCGUGGAAAAGGAUUGCACCGAUGAGGUUUUUCUAUCGCGUGGCACAAGAGGAACAAAGACUCGAAGCACCGUCGCAUCAAAGACCAUCGACUCCAGGACUCGGAGCUCGGGACUGUGUACCACCGAAUGAGGCGCGGAAUGACAGUAACGUAGAGAAUAAACCUGUUAACAAUAUAGAAGCUUCUAAAUUAACGAUUAAGCCUGCGAACGACAAUAUUGAGACAACAGUACCGGCAAAAGAUUCAAAGAAGAUUACCAAUAACAAGAUAAUUUCGCCUGUAAAUCGCAAGCAAACAACAGUCUCCAAAAAUGAAACUACACCGACGACGACGACGACUACGACGACGACGAUGAUGACGACGACGACGACGACGACGACGACGACGACCACGACCACGACAAUGAUGACGUCGACGACGACGACGACGUCGACCACGACCACACCCGCAAUAUCAUCAACGUUAACGACACCAAGUGUCACAAAAGCGUUGACCACAACGGUAACAAUUACUUCUCCCUCAUCAACAACGACUGCAUCUCCCUCAACAGCAACGAAAACAUCUCCCUCAUCAGCAACGAAAGCAUCUCCCUCAUCAGGAACAAACACAUCCCUCUCGACGACAUGUAGCGAUUCGAAUAAGCAGAUAAAAAGCCCUAUUAAGAUACUGAAGAAUCCGGACGGAAGAUACGAAGUGUUGAAAAGUCCGCCCGCUGCUACCGUAACAGACGUUAAGAGUCCCACGAGUCCUAAUCCCGAGUUUAGUGUUGUGAAUUCUAAUGGUGUAAAGCUAACGUUGAAGCAGUGUUCGCCACCGCAGAAUAAUAACUCAAAAAAACCAAAAGUCAUCAGCAAUAUUUUACUGCGUCCCGGCGUCCAAAUAGAGAAAAAUACGCCACAGCCAUCGAGUGCAUUAAUGACGCAGCAAUUGCAACACCAAGACAAGGACAAACUUACGACGACGAGUACGCCAUUGCCGAAUAAACAGGAGAAGCAACGGCGUAAAGUAACCUUCAUGGAUCGAUCUCCGACAUCUGAGAAAACCUCUCCCACUACCAGUAUUACAAUGCCGAGAACCGCAUUGAAAAAACCGGCGGAGCAACAGGACAAAAAGCAAUUCCUACAAGGUUUUCAGUUGACCGCUAGAGAACCGUCAUUGCCGGAUGAUAGCAAAUUGAAGUCUCCCGUUCGAGACAUUAGCAUUGCAACGAGCACCGCUAAAUCUUUUCAAAAGAAUAAUGCGAUACCGAAAAUGGAGGAGUCUCCUAAGAAAGAUCCUGUUGAGGUCAAGAAGAAGAAUAACAUAGAAAAUACCGGCUCAAACGUGAAUAAUAGAACCACCACGACAAACGUGAGUACAAAACGUGUUGCCGGAGUGCCUACCAACUCGCGAACGUACACACACAAAACCGACGACGCGGAUGGACGUGCGAGUAAUUCAGGAACGAGUCCAAACAGCAGCAAUCGUGCUAUUAAAACAGACGUGUACACCUUCUCCAGCGAUCCACCGAUUGUUCCAGCUGGAGCGGUCAAAAGAAAGUGUCCUCCAGGUGUGCCGAUUGCUGAUUUGAAGCGUCGAAAAAUAUCGCAGGUUGGACAAAAACAUCAAAUGAACAAGAAACAAAAUUCUUCAUAUAAUUCCGCUGCUAAUAAGCUAUCACCGCGUACCUCUUUUAAUGCCACAGAGCAUGUUCCUGUAAGCAGAGCAAUCACCAUGGUAACAGAUCACGAUGCCGGAUCGAGCCGCAUAUCCAAUAACGUAAGUAACGCGAAUAACGUGAAAGCAUCGACUGGUCCAUUGCUCUCGAACGAUACUAGAGAUCUGCUAGUGGACGGCUACGGUUUAAAUAUUCCGGCGAGUUUGAGCAUAACGCUGACUUCGCCUAAAUCUUCGGGAUCUUCCGGACAAUUGGUCGAAUCUAACGAGUCUGUCGACAAUAGCCGAAAGACUACGUCGGGCAAAGUAAAUCCCAGCAUCACAUUGAAUGACCGUUCAGUCGAUCCACGCGUGUUGAAAGCUCUGAAGACCGGGCAGAUUAGAAUGCCAACUCCUCCGCCGAAAGCUAAGCCAAUAACGACAGCAGCUUCGACGGCGGCGACGACGACGACGACCACAUUGACGACCGAUCGUGGGGAGGCGGCGAGUCAACGUACAACACUAGCCGUCAAACGGAAAAAAGAACACGAAUCAUCCAGGGACAUUCUGGACCUGAGCGGAGGCAACAGAAAGAUGGACAUACAUCCUCUGAGAAUUCCACAGCCGGUGCCGAAACUUAAUAAGACUAAUAAAGUUACAGCAGACAGAGAUAAUAUGCAACCACCGGGAGGUAUCUCCGACCAAGGUCAAGUGGUUACGCUCAUGAGUGGUCAUAGAUAUUACCGCACACCACCGGGCUCUCUGACACCCGCCGCUCAUCGCGUCAACGAUUGUCCCUUGCCACCAUCGUCAUCGCGCACGCCUGUCUACGCGCCGUCUUUCGGUAGUAUCAACCGAUCGAGCUCGGAUCUCUCCUCUAUCUUCCCAAGUCUGCCUAUUUACGCUCUUCAACAGGCGCCGAAUCUUCAACAGUUUCAGCAGAUGGACACGACGCGGUUGAGAUUGACACAACCGCGAUCCGCUGUGGAAAGUAGAGCAAUUGGAAGCGGUGACAACAUUAAUUCCACUAUUAGCAGUGUACCGCCGAGAAGUCAUCUGGCCGCUCAGUGCGCACCCAUUAAGCCGGCGAGAUCUUCCGUAGCAUCCUUAGCGGUUCCCAUUAACAAGCCACCCGCCGAAAAAUCCAUAAACAAUUGUGUCGGCCGAUCAGUCUCGGUUGACACGAAUAAACCUCUAGCUUUUCGUAACAACGAAACACUCGAACCCACGAAUGAAGCUUCUCGUGUCCAAAAGAGAUACUCCUCGAGUGUCGAAAGUACAAAUAAUGGAUUCUUAUCACGAAACGAAUGCGCAAAGAAUAACGAUCAAGCCACAAAUGAGACAAUUAGGAAUUCGAGUGCCGAGUCCAGGAACGAAACUGUCAAUACUGAUAAUUCAGUGCAGCAGCAGCAGCAGCAGCAACAACAACCACCACAACAACAACAACAGCAGCAGCAGGAGCAACAGCAACAGCAUCGCGAGGCAAUGAGUCCUAAUAUUGUAUCAUCGACGGCUUCAACACCACCACCUCCUAGCAAUGGUGGCAUAAAUGCAAGGAAUGAGGUUGGUGCUAACAACAGUGAUACUAACAUGAAUAGCAACGAUUCGAAUAGAGGUAACAACGCGACGCCUGGUCAGACGAAGAGCACCAGCUCCGAGGUAAUGUGCAGCAAAUCGCCGGAUAGUCCGGAUUCCAGUUCGAUCACAGUAGAGAAUUUGAGCACGAGUAAAGGCUCAACCUUAACUGAUCGGGAAAUGCCAUGCCCGACGGACGCCCAGACGUCGCCGGACACGGCAAAGGCCUCGGAAUCAACAGUGAAUCCAGAUAACACCACCGUCGACAAUUCGACCGCUAAUGGCAACAAGAAUAAGUCGCCCAAGAAAUCGGAUCCGAAUGAAAUCGCGAAACAAUUGACUUCUGUGCAAAAAAGUUUGCUAGCAGUUUUUCCUUCAACCGAAUGGGCGAAAAAUCCCAUAGCUGCCCAACAUCUGGGAAACUUUCUUAAAAGUUUGAAUGCCACGAUAAAGAGCGAGACAUUCACCGAAGGAUCCAAGACGGAGAAAAUCGAUCGGAAGACCAUCGGUAACGAGAAGAAGGAGAAUCGGUAAUGAUUUCUUCGUGAGAAUGAGACAGUAUCCAAGGCAAUUGCGAGCGAUCGUAAUAAUGAAACUUAUGACAUUUCAAAAACGAUAUGUCUACGUAAUAUUUAAUAUUUACAUGACAACUCGACACAGGAUUUUACAACUUUGAUGAGGAUUUUGUUUUGUUCAUCUUGAUCGAUUGUAGACUAAAGAUUUAACUGAAUCGUACCUAAUUGUGUCUCGUUAUACACACGGAAAACAGUGGUGAGAAAAAUGUGUGGCAAGCCGAGCACGGAUAAACUCUGAGACACUGCCAUGCAAAUGGAGAGAUGCACGAAAUUAUUUUUAACUGACAAUGAGAUGUACACAGUUACUACAAUUCGCGCAGUGCGAGGAGAGAAACUUACAGACGAAAACAACAUUACGUUAUACUAUAUACGCAUAUUAUAAAAAUACAUAUGUAGUGUAAAGAGCAGUAGACCGAAAAUCUUAUUUUUUCAAAUUUUUAAAAGUAAUCUCACACAUUGAAAUAAUCUAUAUGAAAUGAUCUAUACAGACAUCGCUAGUUUGAAAAGAAACUUAUAAUAUUCUGGAAGAACGCUAUUGUUUUAAUCUGAGAAUUAUGCAUAUAAAAAAAACAUGUUUUAAUCAAUACCAUAAUUGAUCAGUUGAAAUGGCUCAUCCCGCAAAUGAGUUGUAUCUUGCAUAUUUGAAGAGCCAAUGCUUUCGGAAUUUGCUAUUACAUUUGGAUCCUCUAAAACGAAUUAUCUAAUAAUAAUGUACAGUCCAAUCUCUGUAUUCUUAACAUGUCGGGACCAAACUCUCUGUAUUCUUAACAUUUUCUUUCGGAUCUUGUUCUAAUGGCAUAUGCAAAGAAUGAAAUUUUUGGGUCUCUUGGUCUGCACGAACAAUUGCAUGUAUGAUGACAUAUGAAUACAGAUAAAGCAAAUGUGAAAUAGUAAAUAAAAUUAUGCGUAAAAAGAUACUAAGAAUACGGGGAGAUAUUAGGAAUGUGGAGAUUCGACUGUAAGUGACUGUUUACAAUUGUAUAGAGAAAGUAACGAAAAGCCAAAGGUAGUCCAAGCAAAUUGCAAACCGUAUUCGCAUCCAAUCUUUCGAAUUUUCCUUAUUAUAAAUUCAAAGUCAUCUAUACAAUAUAUAUGUCGCACAAGUUUCUUGUGUAAUAAAACUUUAUUAGUUCAUAUCAAGUGUUAGAAAAUUGCAAAUUUCAAGUAUUUUUGAUCUUCCAUUUUAUACUUAGCAUCAUCGGAUUCUGAUCUCAGAAUGUAGAUUUGAAUCCGAAAAACAGACAUUUAAAAGUUGAAAAUAAUUGAAAAAUAUUUAUAAAACUACAAUUUUUUAAACGACACAUUUUAUAUUGUUCUUACAUAAACACCGUAUAUGAAGCAAAUUUAUGAAGGAGGAAUAUUCACAGGAUUUUUUCAUAGAAUUGCGAAUUGUUAACAAAAAAUUAUAUUUUAAUGUAUCAAGCUUUUAUUUUUAUCUCAACUAUCUAUAGCUAUAUAUUUUAUUACAUAAUGUAUGUCGCACUAAACUGGAGAUAAAGAUUAUAAUACAUGAUGCGAAUACUGUUCUAUAUAUAUAUACAUGUAUACAAAUCAGAACAAUAUUCUUCGAAAAGAAUGAAUAGUUCAGUCAAGUGCUGUAUUGUUAGUCUAACUUAAUUUUUUAUGUUAUGUUUCAUGUAUUAACUUGCGUAAUAUCGACACGUUGUAUAAUAAUUGUUGCAUACGUUAUGCGAUCGCGCGCAAUGCGUUUGUAUUAUAUUAAUUAUUGUAUUAUUUCGGAAUUGUAUAUAUUUAUAAUUAUUAUAAAAUAGCAAGAGAGCGGGACAAAGUUCUUGCCUCAAGAUUUCUGUUAUUUUAUAAAUCGGAAGUUAAUUGAGUGCGUUUUCCUGUGUUUAAGUAUUAAUUUUGAAGAAAGUAAAAUCGUAUAUAAUGAAAAUAAAUAUAAAAUGAAAUACACGACGAUCACGUACAGUCGUGGUCAGAGAGGUUGUCCGACGUUUUAUGCUAAAUUUCGGAAAUACAGUCUAUGCGAGAGAUUAUAGCUUUUCCUCAUAGAUAUGUGCAGUAAUGCAUUAUUAGAGCAAAGGAAUGAUAUGUACCAAUAUCUAUGCAAUACAUGCGAAUUCCGAAAACUUUUUCUAAAACGUCCAACAACCUUUCUAUGACCAUACACCUGAACAUAAAACACUGACAUGAGCAUUCAGAGUGUUGUGAGCUCAUUACAAUUGAAUUACGUUCCUACUGUAAAUUUGUUCUCCGACUUACGUCAACAAAACAGAAACGUGAUUUUUAUUUCUCGUUCUACGUAUUAUCAUGUGACAAAUGUGAAGCGUAUUGUCAUUUGACAAAUCUGAAGAAAAGAAAUUGAUAUACGAACAUUCAACCAGUUCACAUUAUAUUUUAUCGUGUAUUACUUUGUACAAUUCUUGUAUACAAUUUAUGUUGCAUCUAUUUCCGAAUAAAUUUCUUCUAAAGCA
Vollenhovia emeryi is the source of this 7322-nucleotide messenger RNA. Its product is annotated as protein suppressor 2 of zeste-like. Gene Ontology annotation, cellular component: PRC1 complex. The record is from RefSeq and is a predicted model, not a curated record. Gene Ontology annotation, biological process: negative regulation of transcription by RNA polymerase II. Gene Ontology annotation, molecular function: promoter-specific chromatin binding. The coding region runs from base 416 to 4843 and encodes 1475 amino acids. NCBI's taxonomy places the organism in Eukaryota, Metazoa, Arthropoda, Insecta, Hymenoptera, Formicidae. The transcript is spliced from 6 exons.